Molecule: messenger RNA, 890 nt
Organism: Paramecium sonneborni
Lineage: Eukaryota; Ciliophora; Oligohymenophorea; Peniculida; Parameciidae
Source: the annotation of a GenBank genome assembly
UUAUUAUUGAAUGGAAAGAGAUUAAGAAAGUGUAUAAGAAUAGCCUUAAGCCAAGGAAAAUGAUAUUUCUGAAGCACAUUCUGUGGACAUGUCAUUAAAUUGUCGAUAAUCAUUCAUAAGAAAUGUUCGUUUUUUAGAUUUAUUAUUGAUAGGUAUAUUUAACUUUCUGGCUCCAAUAAAUCGCUAUAUAUUUAUUUGCAUACUAUUCAAUUAAAACACCUAUGUUAAGAGAAUUUGAGGCAAAAUAAGUUUGGGUUUUAGUGCUCAUUUCUGUAUUCGUCAUAGUCUUAUAUUGUUAUCUAUUUUCUAAUAAGAUCGAGACAAGAAAAUAAAUAAAUAAAUUUAUUUGGAUUUUUGUUGUGACCUUAACUUAAGGAUAUGUAAUCUCAGCAUUUUGUUGUAUCAUUAGUAAUAAAAUCAAUAAUGGAAGUAAUUAAUUAUAUAUUAUCUAUUAGACCUUUUCAUUUAAUAUUUAUUAUUUAUGAAUGGUAUUAUGAUUUUAGGAUUAUAUCUAUUCACACAAUUCUAUCCAAAGGAUUUCAAAAUAGGAGAAAGCUUUUUAUUCUGUUUUUUUUUUGGCUUAAUUUAAAGUGCAUUUUUAAUUUACUUAUACAGAGAUGAUAUUAAGUUUAUAUUCAUUUCAUUAUGUUUGAUACUAGCUUAUUCAUUUUACCUAAUUUAUGAUAUGAAAUGUAUUGUUGAAUAUAAGGUAAUCUAUUAUUUUUUAUUAUUAGAGAUAUUCAGUUGGAAAAGAUGACUACAUACUAGGGGUCUUCAUUUUGAAUAUCGAUGUUUUUAUUUUACCUAUCGAAUUUCAUAAAUACCUUAAAGACGGUAAAAAAUGAAAAUAAAAUAAAUAAUGAACAUUUAAAUAAAAAUUAUAAUCUGUC